This is a messenger RNA of Betta splendens (Siamese fighting fish), 2883 nucleotides long. RefSeq names its product threonyl-tRNA synthetase 3 (gene tars3). The coding region runs from base 54 to 2474 and encodes 806 amino acids. Gene Ontology annotation, cellular component: cytoplasm. Lineage: Eukaryota; Metazoa; Chordata; Actinopteri; Anabantiformes; Osphronemidae. Gene Ontology annotation, molecular function: threonine-tRNA ligase activity; ATP binding. The record is from RefSeq and is a predicted model, not a curated record. The transcript has 18 exons. Gene Ontology annotation, biological process: threonyl-tRNA aminoacylation.
UGCUGUCAUUAGGGUUGUGGUCAUAUGCCUCUGGCUAUGGUGGGAUUUUAAAGAUGGCGGAGUGCUUGGCUGCACGUUUGGCCGCCCAGGAGGAGCAGAUUCGGCUCCUUACCAGGGAGGUCACCACUCUUCAGGACGGACUGAUCCUGGGCGUGGACGCCACCGAUGCUGCGGCCGCGUCGCCAGAGCUGGAGAGCCUCCGGACCGAGAACGAGAAGCUGCGGUACCGGCUCCUGCACCUCCGGCGGGGUCUGCGGGCGGAGCUGGAGCUGGAGAGACAGCGUGGGACGAAAGGCAGCAAAGACCCGAAGCAAAACACCAGCAAAGAGCAGGAUUCAAACCACCGAGCUAACAAUAAGGUGAAACCCCAGGAUGCCAAACAAGGUGACCGCAACAAAAAGAAGGAUCGAAUACAGGACGAGGGCGGUCUGAAAGGGGUGAUGAAGACCGGGCCCGGAUACAUAGCCGAGCGCCUCAGCCUCUAUGAGGUGCUGAAGAAGGAGAACGACGCCAUCCUGGCGAAGAAAGCUGCGGGUAGCGAACCCAUCACCGUGGAGCUGCCAGACGGUCGGAAAGUGUCCGGCAGGGCUUGGGUCACCACACCGUACCAGUUGGCUGCUGGUAUCAGCCAGGGCCUGGCUGACAAUGCUGUGAUUUCUCGGGUGAAUGGGGAACUCUGGGACCUGGACAGACCUCUUGAGCAGGACUGCUCUCUUGAGAUCCUGCGAUUUGACAAUGAGGACGCUCAGGCUGUUUACUGGCACUCUAGUGCUCACAUCCUAGGGGAGGCAAUGGAGCAGUUUUAUGGGGGUUGUCUAUGUUAUGGACCCCCCAUAGAGAAUGGCUUCUACUAUGAUAUGUUCCUAGAUGAACAAAAGGGAGUAUCCAGCACACAGUUUGGGGAACUGGAGACCAUGUGUAAGGCUGUGAUAAAGGAAAAACAGCCCUUUGAGAGGCUUGAGCUCAGCAAGGAGACACUGUUGAAAAUGUUUAAGUACAACAAAUUUAAAUGCCGCAUACUGAACGAGAAAGUCACCACCCCCACUACGACAGUCUACAGAUGUGGGACCUUGAUUGACUUGUGCAGAGGUCCGCAUGUCAGACACACAGGCAAGAUCAAGGCCAUGAAAAUCUACAAGAACUCUUCCACAUACUGGGAGGGCUGCUCGGACAUGGAGACACUACAGCGGAUCUAUGGGAUUUCCUUCCCGGACUCAAAGAUGCUGAAGGAGUGGGAACGCUUUCAGGAAGAGGCCAAAAAUAGAGACCAUCGCAAGAUUGGCAAAGAUCAGGAGCUGUUCUUCUUCCAUGAGCUCAGCCCUGGAAGCUGUUUCUUCAUGCCCCGUGGAGCUUACAUCUAUAACACACUUACCGAGUUCAUCAGGGAUGAGUACUGGAGAAGAGGCUUUCAGGAAGUGGCCUCUCCCAACAUAUAUAACAGUAAACUGUGGGAGACCUCUGGCCACUGGCAGCACUACAGCGAAAACAUGUUCUCCUUCCCAGUGGAGGAUGACGUCUUCGCUCUCAAGCCCAUGAACUGCCCCGGUCACUGUCUGAUGUUCAGCCAUAGGCCGCGCUCAUGGAGGGAGCUUCCUCUGAGGCUGGCAGAUUUCGGGGUCCUCCACAGGAACGAGCUGUCGGGAGCCCUGACCGGGCUGACCAGAGUGCGCCGCUUCCAGCAGGAUGACGCCCACAUUUUCUGCGCGAUGGAUCAGAUCGAGUCGGAGAUGAAGGGCUGUCUGGACUUCCUCCGCUGUGUCUAUGACGUGUUUGGCUUCUCGUUCCAGCUUCACCUUUCCACCCGCCCAGAAAAGUACCUCGGUGACAUUGCUGUGUGGAACCAGGCUGAAAAGCAACUGGAGAACAGUCUGAAUGAGUUUGGGGAAUCGUGGAAACUCAACCCUGGUGAUGGUGCGUUUUACGGCCCCAAGAUUGACAUUAAGAUCAAAGAUGCAAUUGGGCGGUACCACCAGUGUGCAACCAUUCAGUUGGACUUCCAGCUCCCUAUCCGCUUCAACCUGACCUUUGUGGGGAAGGAUGGGGAUGACAAAACUCGACCAGUCAUCAUUCACCGCGCCAUCUUGGGUUCCGUAGAGAGGAUGAUCGCCAUUCUAACGGAGAACUAUGCAGGAAAAUGGCCUCUGUGGCUGUCUCCACGGCAGGUGAUGGUGGUGCCCGUUAACCCGUCCUUUGAGGAUUACGCCAAGAUGGUUUGUAAGCAGUUCACAGAUGCUGGCUUUAUGGCAGACUCUGACCUGGACUCUGGAUGUCUGCUUAAUAAGAAAAUCCGAAAUGCUCAGUUGGCCCAAUACAACUUUAUCCUUGUGGUUGGAGAGAAAGAGAAGAUGACUAACGGUGUCAAUGUGCGCACAAGGGACAACAAAAUCCACGGAGAACUGUCGGUGGCUGAGGUGCUGGCCCGCCUGACCCUGCUCAGACAGUCCCGCUGUCGAAACGCAGAGGAGGAGUUCUGAUCAAUACAAAGAACAAAGCCGACUAUCACAUAUCGAUAGCGCAGUCCUGGAGGUACAUGUGUGAGGAGUAAAGGGAACAAUGGUGGUACCCAGUAGGUUGGUACUAGAGAAGUGCAAAGCUGAAGUCAGGCAGAAACACGUGAAUGGAUAUUCUGUAACUGAUGAUGAUGAUGAUGACGACAAUGUGUGAAGGGUGGAACAGGAAGGAACAGGACAGGUUUUUGUGUCGAUGUGCAUGCAAGUAUGCUAAAGUGACUUAUGUCUGAAGGGAAGUUACUUGAUGCCUCGUGAAACAUAUGUGAUCAUUGACAUAAUGAAGGUCAUAGAUUUGUCACGGACAUGUUUUCUCCAAAGGUCUGCUUCAUGGGUAACGCCAGAAAAAAAAUAAAAUAAAUAUACCCAUUGUGAA